This is a messenger RNA of Talaromyces marneffei, 1791 nucleotides long. RefSeq lists its product as uncharacterized. The record is from RefSeq and is a predicted model, not a curated record. NCBI's taxonomy places the organism in Eukaryota, Fungi, Ascomycota, Eurotiomycetes, Eurotiales, Trichocomaceae. The transcript is spliced from 3 exons. Bases 1 to 1791 code for a protein of 596 amino acids.
AUGAAAUCAACAUCAAUCCUCCUUACCGGCUUCCUAGCCACCCUCUGGACUGCAGCUCCAACAUCGGCCUUCUUCCGCAUGCCCUGUCCGGGUCGUCUUGUCGAUGAACGAGCUGACCCCAUCGUCAGCCCCGGCGCGAUGUCCGGACAUGUGCACUCCAUCGCUGGUGGAAGCGGAUUCGGCUUCAACAUGACUUACCAGGAUGCCCGUGCCUCUUCAUGCUCUUCCUGCCCAAUCAAGGCUGAUUUGUCGAACUAUUGGGUUCCGCAUUUGUAUUAUCGUGCCCAGAAUGGGACGUACGUUCAGGUUCCCAUUUCGGGAGAUGGAAGGGGAAAUCUUGGUGGUAUUACGGUCUACUACCUCCAACGACCCGGUGCAAACAAGGACCCCCUCAAAGCCUUCCCUGAAGGAUUCCGUAUGCUCGCCGGAGACCCCUUCAGACGCAACUUCACCGGUGACUUUGCCGCUCAAGGCGUCAGCUACGCCUGCUUGGACUACAACGGACCAGCAAGACCCGAAACCAACGGAUUCCCUAACUACAACUGUGCCGACGGUCUACGUGCCCAGGUCUUCUUUCCAUCCUGCUGGGAUGGAAAGAACCUAGACUCUCCAGACCACAAAUCUCACAUGUCGUACCCUAUUUCCGGCGCUUACAAUGAUGGUGUUUGCCCGGAUACGCAUCCCGUGCAUUUGGUUUCGAUCUUCUAUGAGGUUAUUUUCCAGACCAAUUUGUUCGCGGACCAGUGGUGGGAUAACAAGCAGCCUUUUGUCUGGUCCAUGGGUGAUCCUACUGGAUAUGGGUUCCAUGGUGACUUUGUCAACGGCUGGGACGUCAACACCCUCCAAUACGCUGUCGACCACUGCCUCGACAACAGCGGAAACAUAGCCGACUGUCACGCCGCAGACGGCUCCCAAUUAUUCGAUCUCUUCACCGACGAAGAGUCCAAAUUCUGUACUCUCCCGGCUUUUAUCGAUGAGACCAUCGGUCCCGUUGUCAAUGCCCUCCCGGGCUGUAACCCCGUCACUUACGGCCCCGAAGAAGCUACUCCAUCGAAAUGUGAUAAUAGUGCUGUUAUCACCGAUGCGGUGCUGAAAAAUUAUUACACCGAUGUUACGCAUAGUCUUGGAUGGGAGUAUGUCGGAUGCGCGUUUGAUGAUGUUUCGUCCAGGACACUGGAUGGUUCGAAUGAGAGCCAGGGUGAUAUGACGGUUGAGCAGUGUAUUAGCUUCUGCUCGAAGGCGGGCUAUUCGUAUGCUGGAUUGGAGUAUUCGACUCAAUGUUACUGUGGAAACUCAAUCGCCCCGGCCAAGGCACCCAUCGCCGGUGUCGUGGGUGGUUGUCUCUUCCCCUGCGGUGGAAACUCGACGCAAAUGUGUGGAGGAUCUAAUGCGCUAUCGGUCUACCGCAACUGUGCUGGUGGCUCUUCUUGCAGCAAUGCCAAUAUCGGUGCGAUUGAGGGUGCUGCUUCGGUAGCUGGUUCUGGUGCGGUUGGAAAAAUCGCUUCAGCACCAGCAUCGGCUUCAGUUGCAACAACAUCAAUCGCAGCUGGUGCUACAUCCCUGGUGGGAGCUACAUCGUCGACUGCGCCUGCAGUUGCUGAUGUGGUAACUUCAAAGACUACCUUCGUCGGCGCUACUUCUGUCCCUGCUGCUACUGAUAUUGCUGUGGUUACGGGUGGGGAGGAGGUUGUUCAGGUCACUUCUACUAUUACAAAGACUGGCCAUAUGAAGACCGUCACGGUGACAGUGCCUGGUCCUACGGUUAUUGUCACCGUCACUGCCACAGUUUGA